AUGUACAAGUUUGAUGAAGAACUUGAGCUUGUCUGUUUGCCGGCUGUUAUUUACAAACAACUUGUUGAUGAAUUAAAUGAUUACGGUUGGAAUGUACUGGCUGAACAAGUGUCACAACAGCUUGGGUUCAUUGGUUGCAGUUGGAUAAAAUCAUUAGAUGAUAAAAUGAAUUCAAAAAGUUCACCGGCUGAAAAUUUACUAGAUGAAUUAAAUAUACGAAUGUGUACAGUGAGGACCUUAGGUAAACUAUUAGAAAAUUGUAAAUUAUUACGAGCGCUUUCAAUUAUUCAUGAACCACAAGCGUUAGUGAUCACGAGGCAGCCUAAUUCAAAUGAAACUGAUGAAGUAAGAGUAGCUUUAGGUAAAUGUUUUAAAUUAAAAUGCCAAGCUACAGGAUUACCACCGCCUGUUUAUGCUUGGUAUCACGAGAAUCUUCCGCUGGAGGGUCAAAAUAAAGAUGAAUUGAGUAUUAUUAUCAAUAGUACUGAUCAAGAAGGAGAAUACAAGUGCCAAGUGACCCAAAUUAGUUCAGAUGAGUUAAUUAUCGAUCAAUUAACGUCAAAUCCUGUUUGUCUAAAAAUAAAAUCAACGCCUGUUGUUAUUACUAAACAGCCAUUACCGAUGGUUGAAGUACAUAUUAAUGGUACCCUUAGAUUAAGUUGUUUAGUAGACAGUCAUCCGGCUCCUAAUUAUCGCUGGUUUCAUGACAAUACUCACUUGAAGAUGCAGAAAUCACAUGAACUGGUUAUAGAAAAAUUUGAAGCUCAACAUGAAGGAAAAUAUUAUUGUCAUAUUUUUAAUGAUAUCAGUGAAGUUUAUAGUGAAAAAAGUAAUGUUAUUAUCCAAUUGCCUCGAGAAAAAGCAGUUGCCAAAAUAGCAUUGUUGAUAGCAAAUGAAAAUUAUUAUUACCAGGAAAAAUUAAAAACACCACAAAAAGAUGUGGCUAAACUUGGGCAACUAUUAGAACAAAUUGGAUUCCAAGUUAUUUGUUUGUUAAAUUUAACCACCAGCCAAAUGAAAAAUGCUAUGAAAAUUUUUAGCUCAUUACUUUGUGAUGGUGUCUAUGGUUUAUUUUACUUUGCCGGUCAUGGUUUUAAAAUGCAGGAAAGUUACAUGCUUGCAGUAGAUGCUCCAAAUAAUUUUUUGAGAACGGAUGCAAUAUGCGAGAGCGAAUUACUUGCAAUGAUUCUUCCUAAAGAUCCAGCACUGCUCGUUGUGAUUCUCGACACGUGUCAAACAGUCCCUCCGAAGGAAUUAAAUCCAGAAAUUCAUAGGGAGAUCCCAAAAGUAAACGAGUAUAGAAGUAACAAAAAUCUGAGAAAUUUAAUUCAAGCGUACUCGACAUCCAGUCAUCGACCAAGUUAUGAAAGAUUGAGUACUAAUUGUGGAUUAUAUAUUACUCAUUUGAGUAAAUUUAUAACAAGAGACAUACCAGUGCAAAAAGUAUUUGAAGAAACUGGAAAAUCAAUUGAUAUCUGGUUUGAAGGCAAAGAGAGAAAUCAAAUUCCAAUGUUUGCUUUAACUGUUACUAAACCUUAUCGGCUUAUCGACGCUAUUUACGCAGGAAAACCGUCAGACGUUAUCAAUUAUUUAGAAACCAUUACAACUUUUCCAAAUAAAAUAAUUGAUCUAAAUUUUAAACAGAGUGGAAUUAAUUGUCAACUUGUCAUUACACAAUUAAUGAAACCAUAUUUAAAUUUUGUAAAGCUUACUCUCAUUGGUCUAAACGAUGAUGUCACUGGAAAUCUCUAUCAUUCCGUAAAAUUAGAAAAAAAUAAUUUAUAUCGGUGUUCUCAAAAGAAUGAAUUCCACCUACAUAAUCCUCAGAUUAAUAAAGGGCCCAUCGUUAUAUCUAUUGAAAGAUGCGGUUAUUCCAUUGGCGCUACAUUAUUUCAAGUUAGUGAUCACAUUCCACUAUUAUUACGCAACUUGUAA
This is a messenger RNA of Cotesia congregata, 1935 nucleotides long. NCBI's taxonomy places the organism in Eukaryota, Metazoa, Arthropoda, Insecta, Hymenoptera, Braconidae. The record is from the annotation of a GenBank genome assembly.